AUGGAUUUGGACUGUGGAACCUACUAUACUAACUUCACCGAAUCAGCAAUCUUGAAAGGAAAGGCCAGAGAGAGUGAUGUGGACAAGGCAUUGAGGAAUCUCUACGUCGUGCUAAUGAGGCUUGGAUUCUUUGAUGGAAGCCCAACAUUUGCUUCGCUUGGAAGAGAUGAUGUGUGUUCAAUGGAGAACAUGGACUUGGCAGCUGAAUCUGCAAGGGAAGGGAUUGUUUUGCUCAAGAAUGAGGGUGAAACUUUACCUUUGAGAUCCAACAAGUACAAAAAGCUUGUCCUGGUGGGCCCACAUGCUAAUGCAACUGCAGCCAUGAUUGGAAACUAUGCCGGCAUUCCAUGCCACUAUGUGACUCCCCUGGACGCCUUCUCUGCACUGGCAACAGUUCAUCACGAGAUGGGGUGUGUUGAUGUGGCAUGCAAGAACCAGUCCUUCAUCAAUCAAGCAGUGGCAGCCUCAAAGGAAGCAGAUGCAACCAUCAUUUUUGCUGGGUUAGAUCUAUCCAUCGAGGCCGAAAGCUUGGAUCGGACUAAUCUCCUCCUUCCAGGUUACCAGACUCAGCUGAUCCUUGAUGUUGUCGAUGCUGCCGCAGGCCCAGUCGUACUCAUCAUACUUUCUGCUGGAGGCGUAGACAUCACAUUCGCUAAGACCAACCCUAAGAUUAAUGCCAUCAUCUGGGCUGGGUACCCUGGCCAAGAAGGCGGUCGGGCAAUCGCUGAUGUUGUAUUUGGGCAUUACAAUCCAGGGGGGAGGCUACCGAUCACUUGGUACACUGCAGACUAUGUAACCAAGCUUCCAAUGACAUCCAUGCAAAUGAGACCAGUUGAUAACUUGGGCUACCCUGGGAGGACCUACAAAUUCUUCGAUGGUCCGGUGGUCUACCCAUUUGGCUAUGGGCUCAGUUACACUCAGUUCAAGUACAAGCUCACAUCUGCGCCAUCAUCCGUUACAAAGAAGUUGAAGGCGCACCAACAUUGCCAUGACAUUAGCUUAAAACCCAAUGCAUUUGUGCCAUCAUGCCCGUCUGUGUUGGUGGAAGAGACAAGAUGUGGCGAUGCAAUCAACGUUGAGAUUGAAGUGAGUAAUGUAGGGCAUCAAGAUGGGUCCCACGUCAUCUUGGUCUACUCUAAGCCGCCUGCCGAUUUGGUUGGAGGUCCUGUUAAGCAAGUGGUAGAGUUCAAACGGGUGUUCGUACCUACUGGUGUGACCAAGACGGUGAAGUUCUCGAUUGACGUCUGUAAGAGCUUGAGUGUGGUGACAGAUACAGCUUACCUUGUUUUGCCAGCAGGGGAGCACACGAUCAUGGUUGGUGAUGGAGAUGAAGCUGUAUCAUUCCCAGUCCAUGUUAACCUGUACUCUUAGUUAUGAAGGGAAAUGUGAAUAUACUCCUCACAAACAACUUCCCCUACCCUAGCAUUGCAUAUGCAAAUCUAUAGUUGAAUAUUGUUGAGAGAAAAGGUCUUCUUGUUUUGGUACUAAACAAAUAAAGGCCUCUUUUGCUAACAUACAUCUUCUCCACUUACCUUUAUGUGCAUCACCUAUUGACAACGUGGCUAAUGUAUAAGACCUCUGAUAUGAAUAGAUGAUGAUUUAUUUUUUAACUAACAUUAAAGUAUUUUGAGUCGAUUUUCUUUAAACUCCAUCAUGGCCACCUCAUGAUGAUCCCAAUCUUAGUUAUCCACUGCAUAUUUAAAAAGAACACUCAAAUAAUUGGUAAAAACUAAGUAAUCAACUUGUUGAAAUCAACCUAUCUAAUAGACUAUUUGAAAGCGGUUAAUUGUAAUCAACCUAUGUAACAGCCUAUCACAUUCAGCUAGAGGGAGUUUUGCACUCUCAUUACGGAUUCCUAACUUGGAUUAAGGAGGAGGGUUAUAUCAGAUUGGCAACCGGUUUGAAACUUAUACUA
Messenger RNA from Magnolia sinica, 1915 nucleotides. Its product is annotated as probable beta-D-xylosidase 2. Gene Ontology annotation, cellular component: plant-type cell wall. Lineage: Eukaryota; Viridiplantae; Streptophyta; Magnoliopsida; Magnoliales; Magnoliaceae. The record is from RefSeq and is a predicted model, not a curated record. Bases 1 to 1371 code for a protein of 456 amino acids. Gene Ontology annotation, biological process: arabinan catabolic process; xylan catabolic process. The transcript has 2 exons. Gene Ontology annotation, molecular function: xylan 1,4-beta-xylosidase activity; alpha-L-arabinofuranosidase activity.